AUGCCUCCUACACGCUCAUUGCUUUCCUCAGAGUUCUCGACUUCAGACAGCGACAGCAGCCCAUCACCAACACCUCGCAAAAACAAGGACCUGUACAAAGUGUUGUCAAAGACAGUGCACCAAUGCUGGAUCAAGCUCAAUGAUGCACCACUCGCACCUUUCCUCGCUGCUGCCAGAUGGAUUCCACAGUCGAUCAGCUCAUUUAUCGACAUAAGUAGUGCUUUUUACUCAUCCAUAAAGGACUUGCAUGUGGCCCAGAACAUGCAGGUGUAUCACACCAUCAUGGAUGUGAAGCUCGGCAUAUCCGAUGUGCACGUGUGCUAUGAGAAGGCACCAGAUAGACUGCGUGAGCUCUUGCGACAGGUCUACAAGCAUAUUUUCAUGGAACCAGGUUCAAUAUUCGGCACCACGUCAAGUUGCGGCGCCAAGGCUCCUAUCAGCAAGAAGAAUGGCCUCGAAGCUGCCACCGAGGUGACGAUCGCAUAUGCGGCCCACUUUGUAUUAAGCAAGCAAGCAAAAUGGGGGCCAUGCGAUGGGAAUUUCAACAACGAGCAGUUUUUCGAAGCAAUCCUAGCACUAUUCGAGGAUCCCGAAUGGGCCAAAGAAACAUUAGACUACUUUACCAAGGAGGUUUUCAAGGGUCGAGACAAGAAGAAGAAAACAGUGACAGUAUCAAUGAUGAGCCUGCAGGUGCUCAGAGAGAUGCACGCUGCAUGUAAUCCUCCUCCUGCUGGAAAUGACGGCCAUGCCGCAUCUGGCGACCAUGAGGAGGGCAUUAACAAUUGUGAACUGGAACAUGAUGAAGGAACAGGACCACUACCUCGUGAGGAUCUACUUGGUGCAUGUCAUCCGGACGUACUCAUUGUCAUGGGGCGUACCAAGAGGUUCAAGAAGUGCAAGCAUGUGGAUGAUGCUGAUGAGGACACUGCACAUGAGAAGACAUUCAAAGAUAAGACUCAGAGCAAGAAGAAAAAGGAGAAGCUUAUGAAGGAAUCGGCGGGUGUUCGAGUCAGCCUGCAGCAUUCCUCACGGCGCUCAUCGCUGGAGCACUAG
Messenger RNA from Laetiporus sulphureus 93-53, 1053 nucleotides. RefSeq lists its product as uncharacterized. The record is from RefSeq and is a predicted model, not a curated record. The coding region runs from base 1 to 1053 and encodes 350 amino acids. The transcript has 7 exons. Lineage: Eukaryota; Fungi; Basidiomycota; Agaricomycetes; Polyporales; Laetiporaceae.